This is a messenger RNA of Syngnathus acus (greater pipefish), 3436 nucleotides long. Its product is annotated as zinc finger protein Eos-like. NCBI's taxonomy places the organism in Eukaryota, Metazoa, Chordata, Actinopteri, Syngnathiformes, Syngnathidae. Gene Ontology annotation, biological process: regulation of transcription by RNA polymerase II. The transcript has 8 exons. Gene Ontology annotation, molecular function: DNA-binding transcription factor activity; RNA polymerase II cis-regulatory region sequence-specific DNA binding. The record is from RefSeq and is a predicted model, not a curated record. The coding region runs from base 146 to 1831 and encodes 561 amino acids.
GAAAUUGUGACCGGAAGUAGUUUGGCGCAUGCCGUAGUUCUGCCGGUCGGGAAUGUCGUCGUCAUAAAUCCAAACAAGCAGAUGCAAAAACCGAAUAACCUCACUCGUCGCCCUCGCUAGGCAUAGUAUUGGGUCGAACUCUAGUAUGGAUGUUGAUGACUGCAAUGGCCAGUCUUACACAUCAGUUAAUAGUGGAGACUCUUCAACGGAAAGAGAUUUUUCUGGAGGUCUCGGUGGUCGGACAGUAAGCACUCCAAACAGCAAAGAAACGUCACCUCAUCGCUCACUCAGUGCAAAUUCCAUUAAAGUGGAGUUGUACAGUGAUGAAGACCCCGGUCCCAGUAACGACGAUGAGCGAAUGGAACGUCCAGAGGAAGGAGGCGUGGAUCAGGGAACGGAGGCACCUGGUUACAGAGAGCUUGCCAAUCAUGACAACAUCAGAUUGCCCAGUGGGAAGCUGAAGUGUGACAUCUGUGGAAUGAUCUGCAUUGGACCUAAUGUUCUCAUGGUGCACAAGCGCAGCCACACAGGUGAGCGGCCAUUCCAGUGUAAUCAGUGUGGUGCCUCCUUCACUCAAAAAGGAAACCUGCUCCGUCACAUCAAACUGCACUCCGGAGAGAAGCCCUUUAAAUGUCCUUUGUGUAACUACGCCUGUAGAAGAAGAGACGCCCUCACCGGUCAUCUUCGCACUCAUGCCGUAUCCUCUCCAACUGUUGGGAAGCCAUAUAAGUGCAGUUACUGUGGUCGCAGUUACAAGCAACAGAGCACAUUGGAGGAGCAUCUGGAACGCUGCUACAACUACUUACAGAGCGUGGAGUCGAAGCAGCCUAAUAGCGCUCAGCAUCUGGGGGAGGAGAUUAGGGAGAUGGAGUACAUAGCCGACUCCCGGCUUCAUGCCUCCUCAGACAAGAUGACGUUUGUUGAUCGGCUUGCCAGCAGCGUCACCAAACGCAAAAGAUCCAUGCCGCAAAAAUUUGUAGGACAGAAGCACAUACAUCGUGGACAUGCACCUUAUGAGCCUCAAGCUGCUUUGGACAAAGAUGGAGAGACGCAUCCAGGAGACUUGGAAGUCCUACACACUCCUGGAGGAGAGUAUGCAGGUGUAGCUGCCUGUGGAGGCGGGAUGGCGGACACCCUGCAGCCUCUCCAUCUCCCCACAACUCACCCUUCGUGUUUAUCCGAACUCCAAUCGAUGCACGGCGCCGCUUACACGCCCGGCGCUCUCGGUCUGAGGCUGGACUGCGUGGGUUCCGGUGCGGGGCUGGGGAGCGCCAAUGCGGGGAGAAGAGAAGCGGCGGAGGGUCACGAAGACCUGCCCGUGGGUCGGAGUCAGGCAACGUCCCCCAGUAACGGUUGCCAGGACUCUACGGACACGGAGAGCAUGCCGGACGAGCCGUGCAACAGCACCGCUCCCGGUGCUGCCCUUUAUAGGAACAACGGGCAUCAUCUCCACAACGCGGCUCCUCCUCCGCACUACAAGAUUUGGGACAGACGCAGCCCGGGCCACGCCAAAGACGGGGAGGUCAAAAGAGAGGACGGGGGUCACCACGCGGCCCCUCCAUCUGGCCUCGCCCCGAUGCCCAGUUCACCUACGACGCCCUCGUCCACCUCCAGGGAGACACUGCGAGUGGUGGACGGCGAAGGGCGGACGGUGCGCUGCUUCCGAUGCGACCACUGCCGCGUGUUCUUCCUGGACCACGUCAUGUUUACCAUCCACAUGGGCUGCCACGGAUUUCGCCAGCCUUUCGAGUGUAACAUCUGCGGCCAUCGGAGCCAAGACCGCUACGAGUUUUCUUCUCACAUCGUCCGUGGAGAGCACAUCCUGGACUGAGGAACGGAGUCAUUGAGCUCGGCCUGGCUCGGUUUGGUCUGCACGGUGCAAAGGAACCAUAUUAUUUAUCAUGACGCACUUUGAACAUGCACUUUCCCAUCUGCACAUGUGCCUUGCGCCCCAAUUCAGGAUUCCCACCUGAUGCACCUACUGUGGUUGACCAAUCCGACCUGAAAACUCUCAAGCACUUUAACAGAUUCUUCAUCCCAAAAAGUCAAAUGUGAAGACAUUCGCCUCCUUUGAAGACACAUCCCUUAAAAAACUCACAUUCACUGUCAACUUUUUCCAACCCUUGUUAAGUGCAGACCAAAUUAGAGAGCCAGGUCUAAGUUCGUGAGAUCUUUUAAAAGUUGUCUGUGAAUCCUAAAUGCACUUUUGGUUUUGUAUCAAAUGGUGGAGUGAUGGAAGUGAGUGUACUUCUAUCUGAGAUGCCCUUCAUUUUCUGGAAGUAGGAUGUGCAAGUGUACAAUGAAAGCCUUUACUUGGAUGACUUGACUACUCGUGUUGUGUGUCUGUUGUUAAUUAUUUGUUCUGUAACUGCUUCUGUUGCACUGAUACUCGCCAGAAUAUCCUGAUUAUAUUAAACUGUUUUCUAGAAUAUGUCACAAACUGCACAUUUCUCUCAAUGAAUGAGGAAAAAAAACAUCACUGCCGCUGAAGUGGGAGAGUUUGAUCAUAUGUCAAAUCUGCAAAUGAUAUGUCAAUUCGGUUGCAACUAUUACUUGGUUUGAAUUGUGCCUUCCCUUGUUGUAAUUGAAAUUCAGUGACUAGCGCUGAAGCUAUGAACUAACAAUCAUAUCCUCAAACAUACAAAAUUGUGUUGGAAUGAGUUACCAAAGAUCUCAAGUUGUCUUUAACGCAGGUGGGAUUUCUAAACAUAGAUCUACACAAGAGCAAAACCUCCCAGUUAUAUCAGCAUCAAUGUCAAAUAUGACACUACAAAGUGUUAAAAUAUUAAAUGUGGCCAGCACUGCUUUUUUGGUAAAGCCUUUGUCCUUCAAUAGGGUUAUAUAAAGAUGAUUUUGAAUUGUAUGAUAUAAAGUGAAAACAAUUUGACUGUUCUUACAACUCUCAAGCUACACUUUACAAAACAUUAAGCACAAGCCUAGAAAUGAAAGAGAAGCAACAAAAACCACGUUGAAACCUCAAAUAUAAUCAAUUUUUGUAAGUCGACUUACAGGUCCAUUUUAUUUUCUUACACUUUUGGUCAAAUUAAGGAUUCACCUAUCAUUUAAUCAUUAAAGUUAGCUUGCCUUACAUUCAAGUGUUUGGACUGUUGUACUAAGAAAUGUUUAUUUAAAAAAAAGUUCCCUACUUGAUAUAUGCUUUGAUGUAAUGAGUAACUUGCACCGGCUUGCUUCCUGUAUGUUGUCCUUUUUGAUAUUGUGCCUUCUUUCUUGUAGUGUUUUUGCAACUAUUCACCUUGUGCUGCAAAAGUCCAGCUUUGUGACAUGCUCACCACCACAAACUUUCCCCUUGGUAGAACCACUUGACACUUUUUACUACAAGAGGUCCAUAGGAUAAAUGCUGCUGCUAAAAGCCAAAGAAAUCUCCCUGCAGACAUGAAACCUUUGCUGGCUUUAAGUGUCAAAAUUAUGAAAAAAA